Molecule: messenger RNA, 4497 nt
Organism: Eutrema salsugineum
Lineage: Eukaryota; Viridiplantae; Streptophyta; Magnoliopsida; Brassicales; Brassicaceae
Product: DNA (cytosine-5)-methyltransferase 1
Cellular component (GO): nucleus
Molecular function (GO): DNA (cytosine-5-)-methyltransferase activity; chromatin binding
Source: RefSeq, a predicted model, not a curated record
AUGGCCAAGAAGAGACUUUUUUCAGAGAGCAAAGAGCCAGAAGAUGUCGAUGUCGUCACGAGGACGAGGCCGAAGCGGGCAGCAGCAUGCAAAGACUUCAAGGAGAAAUCUGUGAGAAUCUCUGAGAAAUCUGCUACUUUUGUAACAAAGAAAGACCAGAUUUUGGAGGUGGACAACGAGUUUGAUGCUCUACACUUGACAGCUUCACCGGGUGAUAUCCACGAGCCUCGUCAAAUCAGGAGAAUAACUGAUUUCAUUUUACAUGACGAAGAUCAAAUUCGACAUUCUGUGGAGAUGUUGGAGAUUAGAGACAUAUUCAUUGACGGUGUGGUCUUACCUUCAGAUGAAUAUUCUAAAAAUGGCGUAAAGUUUCGAUCUUUGGAACGCGUUGAGCGUUGGAGUGUAUCUGGAUAUGAAGAUGGUUCCCCUGUGAUUUGGGUCUCGACCGAUUAUGCAGAUUAUGAGUGUGUUAAACCUGCGUCUAGUUACAGGAGAAUCUAUGACCAUUUCUUCGAGAAGGUGCGUGCCUCGGUUAAGGUUUAUAAGAGAUUGUCCAAGUCUGCAGGUGACAUGAGUCCUUACGAGCUGGCUGCAGCUGUUGCAAGGUCUAUGAGCGGAAGCAAGAUCUUUGCUAGCGAUGUAGCAGCGAUUCAGAAUUUCGUUAUAAAGGAGGGAGAAUUCAUUUAUAACCAGCUUGUUGGUUUUGAUGAGAACUUUGGUGAGAUCCCUGUGCUUCUUGCUCUUAGAGAUGCUGUUCAUGUGGAAAGAAGACCUUCUAAUGGUGGUCUGAGGAUUAGUGGUGGAGAGACUUCUGAUCAUACACAGGUUGAUGGUGUUGAAGAGGAUAGAAAAUAUGCAAAGCUUUUACAAGAUGAAGAGUAUAGGAAGUCUAUUAAACGGGCAAGGAGAAACAGCAGCUCGGUGACUGCUUCAACGAGUGUGCAUUACAUAAAAACCACUGAAGAUGAGAUUGCCAGUGAUUAUCCUUUCCCAUCUUAUUACAAGAAUUACCGAGAAGAAAUAGAUGAGCUUUUACUCUUUGAUGGCUAUGAGAUUGACGAUGAGGAGGACUUACCUCGCAUGAUGCUUAAUAAUUGGGCUCUUUACAACUCUGAUUCGAGGUUCAUAUCCCUGGAGCUUCUUCCGAUGAAGAAUUGUGAUGAUAUUGAUGUGACUGUUUUUGGAUCUGGUUUGGUGACAGAGGAUAAUAAAGAAUGGAAUGCUCUAAAAAAUUCUGACGCCUCUACAAAGUCACAGGUCAAUGAUGGGAUGCCUAUAUUCCUCAGCCAAAUAAAGGAGUGGAUGAUUGAAUAUGGGGCGUCAACGGCCUCGGUUUCAAUACGAACAGAUGUGGCAUGGUAUCGUCUUGGGGAACCGUCAAAGCAAUACGUCUCUUUGUAUGGGCCUGUUCUGAAAACAGCAAUGGUUACAAUAAGCAUUAUUGCUCUGCUGAAGGAACAAAUUAGAAUGGCGAGGCUUCCAUUUGCAGAUGUCAUGAGAAGAGUUUCUGAGUUCCAUGAGGACGAUAAAGCUUACAUUUCUUCUGAUUAUAAGGUUGUCGAGAGAUAUGUGGUCGUCCAUGGGCAAAUGAUCUUGGGGAUGUUUGCAGAUUAUCCUAACAAGGCUAUCAGCAAGUGUUCAUUUAUUACCUAUCUUGCAAAGAAAAGGGAGGAAAGGCACCCCACGAAAUGGAUUAUCAAGAAUAAGAGAAUUUUGCAGAAAGUGAAUUUGAAUCCAAGGGCAGGUAUGGCACCUGUAUCCAAGAGGAAAGCUAUGAGAGCAACAACAACUCGCCUGAUCAACAGAAUUUGGGGAGAGUUUUACUCCAAUUACUAUCCAGAGGAUUCGUCGCAGGCAGUUGAUGCAGAAAAUGGGGAGGAAGAGGUUGAAGAGGAGGGCGAAAAUGAAGAAGACGACGCAGACGCAGAGGAAACGGUACCAGAAACUGUUGAGGUUCAAAAGUCUAAUACUCCUCCAAAGAAAAUUGGAGGGAGUUCUGGAAAAAUGGAAAUAAGGUGGGAUGGCGAGAGUUUAGGAAGAACUUCUGCUGGUGAGCCACUCUAUCUUCAAGCCUUAGUUGGAGAAGAAAUGGUGGCUGUAGGUGGUGCUGUUGUGUUGGAAGUGGUUGAUCAAGAUGAAAUUCCGGCCAUCUACUAUGUGGAGUACAUGUUUGAAACUUCAGAUCACUGCAAGAUGCUACAUGGAAGACUCCUACAAAGAGGAUCCGAGACUGUUCUAGGGAAUGCUGCUAACGAGAGGGAACUUUUCUUGACCAAUGAAUGCAUGAAUGUACAGCUUAAGGACAUAAAAGGAACAGCCAGUUUUGAGAUUCGAUCAAGGCCAUGGGGUCAUCAGUAUAGGAAAGAGAACGCCACUGCAGAUAAACUUGACAGGGUAAGAGCAGAAGAAAGAAAAGCGAAAGAUUUGCCAACAGAAUACUACGGCAAAAGCUUGUAUUCACCUGAUAGAGGCGGGUUCUUUAGUCUUCCUCUACGUGAUAUUGGUCUCGGCUCUGGAUCUUGCAAUUCAUGUAGGAUAAGAGAGGAUGAAGAGGGAAGGUCGAAACUCAAACUUAACGUUUCAAAGACAGGCUUUUUCGCCAAUGGAAUUGAGUAUUCCGUUGAUGAUUAUGUUUAUGUCAACCCUGAAUGCAUAACUACAGAUGGCUUGAACGAUGGUAUUAAAAAAUAUAAGUCUGGGCGGAAUAUUGGUUUAAGAGCUUAUGUUGUUUGCCAAAUGCUGGAAAUCAUUAUCCCAAAGGAAUCUAGAAAAGGUUCCUUUAAGGUUAAAGUGAGAAGGUUUUAUAGGCCUGAGGAUAUUUCGGCAGAGAAGGCCUAUGCUUCAGACAUACAAGAGUUGUAUUACAGCCAGGACACAGAUGUUCUCCAUCCAGAGGCUCUAAAGGGAAGAUGUGAAGUAAGGAAGAAAAAUGAUAUGCCCGUACGCUAUGAAUAUCCAAUCUCAGAGAAUAUCUUCUUCUGUGAACGUUUCUAUGACUCGUCCAACGGUUCUGUCAAGCAGUUGCCUGUCAAUAUCAAGCCGAAGUUCUCUACCAUUAAGGACGACACACUUCUAAGAAAGAAUAAGGGGAAGGGAGUAGAGGCUGAAACUGGUUCUGGGAUUGCCAAGCCUGAUUUGGUACCGGAAGAGAUGCCUCUGGCUACGCUUGAUAUUUUUGCUGGCUGUGGUGGACUCUCUGAGGGAAUGGAAAAAGCAGGUGUAUCAACAACAAAGUGGGCAAUAGAGUAUGAAGAGCCAGCUGGGGAGGCUUUUAAACAAAACCAUACCGAAUCAACAGUUUUUGUUGACAACUGCAAUGUGAUUCUUAGGGCUAUAAUGGAGAGAUGCGGAGACCAAGAUGAGUGUAUCUCUACUAAAGAAGCAAAUGAACUCGCAGCUAAACUUGAUGAGAAUCAGAAGCGUACUCUGCCAAUGCCUGGUAAAGUGGAUUUCAUCAACGGAGGCCCUCCGUGCCAGGGGUUUUCUGGUAUGAACCGUUUCAACCAAAGCUCUUGGAGUAAAGUUCAGUGUGAAAUGAUAUUAGCAUUCUUGUCCUUUGCUGAUUAUUUCCGGCCAAGGUAUUUUCUCUUGGAGAACGUGAGGAACUUUGUGUCGUUCAAUAAAGGGCAGACAUUUCAACUUACUCUGGCUUCUCUUCUCGAAAUGGGUUACCAGGUGAGAUUUGGAAUCUUGGAGGCAGGUGCAUAUGGAGUUUCCCAAUCUCGCAAAAGAGCUUUUAUAUGGGCAGCUGCACCAGACGAAGUUCUCCCCGAAUGGCCUGAGCCAAUGCAUGUCUUCAAUGUUCCAGAGCUGAAAAUCUCGCUAGCCAAAGGUGUACACUAUGCUGCUAUUCGCAGCACUCAAAAUGGUGCACCUUUCCGCCCAAUCACUGUGAGAGACACGAUAGGCGAUCUUCCACCAGUAGAAAACGGAGAAUCCAAGACGAACAAAGAGUAUCAAGCUGGUCCAGUCUCGUGGUUCCAAAAGAUAAGAGGAGAUAUGAAUGUUCUCACUAAUCAUAUCUGCAAAGGGAUGAGCGAACUAAACCUCAUUCGAUGUAAGAAAAUCCCAAAGAGGCCAGGUGCUGAUUGGCAUGACCUCCCAAAAGAAAAGGUGAUGCUAUCAAAUGGGAAACUGGAAAAUUUGAUUCCGUGGUGUCUGCCAAACACAGCCGACCGUCACAACCAGUGGAAAGGACUCUUUGGGAGAUUAGACUGGCAAGGCAACUUUCCAACUUCCAUCACUGAUCCUCAGCCCAUGGGUAAGGUUGGAAUGUGCUUCCAUCCUGACCAAGACCGGAUUCUCACUGUCCGUGAAUGCGCUCGAUCUCAGGGGUUUCCGGAUAGUUAUGUGUUCGAAGGGAACAUAAUACAUAAGCAUAGGCAGAUUGGGAAUGCAGUGCCUCCACCAUUGGCCUUUGCUCUCGGUCUUAAGCUCAAAGAAGCAUUGCAUCUCAAGAAGUCUCUUUAACCUUAAAAACAACUAAUUUUGCAUCAC